Porites lobata is the source of this 3195-nucleotide messenger RNA. The record is from the annotation of a GenBank genome assembly. Lineage: Eukaryota; Metazoa; Cnidaria; Anthozoa; Scleractinia; Poritidae.
AUGGCAAAAACACCAAGGCUGUUGCUUGUUUUAUUGUCUCCCCGAAGGAAAAGGCCGGUAAAAUUAAUGGUUAUCACUAUCACAUUGUUUACUUUAUACCAAACAUUUACAGUAAGUACGAAAGGAGGCAUACCUCUGAUUUUGAAAUCUCUAGCUUUUCAUCGUGAUCAAAAUUCAUGGGGAAAGUCUUCAUUUGAUGUUGAAAAUAGUGAUCGCAAGCUCAAUUUAUCUGGCCUUAACGCUCAUGUCUGGUACGACUUCUGCCCAACUUCAAUCAAAGCUUUUUGCCACCACCCGUUCUUUCCCGAACAGCCAAACGAGAGACUAUUUGCCAAGCAACUAAGCCUAACAAGAGGUCAAGGCAAUUAUAUUCAAAGAAUUUUCGGGUUCUUACAUCCCCCAAAGACAGGAAAAUACAGGUUUGCCAUCGCUUCUGAUGACAUGUCAGAACUGUGGUUAAGUCCCAGUGAAGACCCUUCUGAGGCCAUUUUAAUUUGUAAAGUAGAUGAGUGGGUUCAAAGAGGCGAAUUUCAGCGCCAUUCCUUACAAACCUCAAGCAUAAUAGAGCUUCAACAGCACCGUAAAUACUACGUCGAGGUACUUCAUGGUCAACUUGGGGGAGAUGAUUUUGUGGUCGUUGCAUGGAGUUUACCUGGCAUGGGGACGGUGUUCAAACCAAUUGCCUUGAAUUAUACUUCCUUGUUUGUUGACGACAUCAAUACUCCGCACAAUUACCACAUGGAGAUCUCAAGCGCUGCAUGCGAAUCAAGACCCCAUCAUCAACACAAGAAAAAUAAUUCUGUCAAUCCCUUGCCAGUGUAUCUUUCCCAUCAGACAGUAGCAAAUGUUCUUCCUUACUGUAACUACACACCAAGCUAUCUAAGUAAGAUGAAGAUAACCGCUGACCAGCCUAAAAAUUUCUAUAAAUUUCUGUCCAGUCAUUAUUUUCCUGUGGAAAGUUUUCCUCCAGUGGAAUACGAAAACGUGGCCAAUCCAGCGUAUGCGAAUCAUGAGCUUGAUGUAAUUGAAGCACAAAAGGCGGCAAGGCUUUUCAUGGAUAGCCUUCAUCAUCACUACCCUAGGCAAGUAUAAGCAAUAAUAUUCACCAAGCCAUAUGUCUAGCUGGCUACAGCCGGCUACAGCUCCGGUCAGUUCUGAGGCCUUUUUCUCCUUCCUGAAUGUGCCAGCUUACGAAAGCUAUUUUAGUUAACAUCUGUCUUGAAGAGACAGCCUGGAUUACACCGCUUCUUCAUAUUUUAAAGAAAACUAGAGUUACCCUAGUGCUACUCCACAGGGGACGUUGCUAGUGCGCUGAAAACCUCUCUUCUUGUAUGAGUUACUCGCUGCGAAUCGGACCAUUGUCUAGUUCACUAUUUAGCUCAAAGUAGGCCUUUUUACUAUUUUUUCUCACUAGAUUAAGAGUACACUUUAUCUGUAGUUUUCCCGUCUUCAAAAUUUUCUGUUAAACGUUUUAACCUUUCUGGCGAACAAUGAGUUAUUGUUCACGUAACUAAAUGUAAUUACCUGCCUGUAAAAUCAGCUCAAUUUUCGAAGCUUUCUUUCUCUUGUAUCUCUUGCAGGAAAUUCAAAAUUCUUGAACUUUUGAACGUCGAAAGGAAACUCGAUAAACAGUUAGGCAGCCGUUUCCUCUUAGAGUUUUUAGUAAAGGUUUCGGGACAAGACAAACCCGCCAUGAUUUCCGAAUUCGUCUUUUUGCCUAAAGAUUCCGAAAACUUGUGUUAUCCCAAAGGAUUGCAGUGGAAUAGACAAGCUAAAGUUGCUUUGGUGAUCUCAGCGAAAGACCAGGGCAGAUGGUUAGCACACUUCCUUAACAACUUACAGGAAAUGUACUCUGUAACUAAGGAUGAAAAUGUAGAAGUUGUGCUUUUCAAUUAUGAAAGUUCUGAUAUUAAUUUAGAGAAAGAGCUUGCUGUGAGGACUCUACCCCCCUGCACGGUCGUUAAUGCUCGGGAAGAGCACUAUUCUCGAAGCAAGUCUUUAAACAAAGGAGUUCAAGAGAUCCAGGAUCCACAUACAAUUAUUUUUGCUCUUGAUCUUCAUCUGGAUUUACCCAUUUCACUGUUUGAUGACAUCCGAAAAGUAAGUAAAUCCGUCUAUGAGAAAUUUCUGCAAUUUGAUUGGCUUAGAACACGUGUGAAAAUUAUAAACCUUUUGCGGGUAGUGGUAUAAACAAAUAAUAGCAUGAUUUGUACGUGAUAUUUGGCAUAAAUACCACUCGUGAUAUUUCAAAAUUGUCUCAAAUGUUACUCGCCUAACGGCUCGUUAAAUUUCGUAUGACAAUUUCGAAAUAUCACUCGAGGUAUUUAUGCCAAAUAUCACUACAAAUCAUGCUAUCACCUAUACUAGGUCUUCUCUGAUCAAUAAUAUUCACUAACUAGAUCAGCUUGUUUUAAACGGAAUGAAUAACAGACCCUUGUUCAAAAUGUGGAAACGCUGUUUACGCGAUAAAUCACUAUAUCAUGACGCCAUAUUGGUUUUCCCAAUACAUUAUCCAUAUGCUUAUCACAGUGGGACACAUUCUGACGUCAUUUCCAUGGCUUUCUAGUCAACUUGGACCAAUCGGCGGCGGGGACAGCACGCGUUUAUUGUUAAAGACGAUUUUACCGGUGAAUAGUGAUGAAAAACUCAAGUCAAAAAAGUAGUCUCGGGUCACCCUAUUGGGGUGGGACCCCAGUGACAAAGUUGACAUAUUUUGAGCAAACGUAUGCGAACAUUUGUUGGCUAUUACAAAUCGAUUAUCAUAGAGGUUUCCCUUUAACUUCUUAAUUUAAUAUCUAUGACAUCAAGUUAGUGGGGUUGCUAAUACCGUAUCUAAAUGUAUUUUUUUCCUUCUCAUGUACCGUACAGCACUGUUUUGAGGGACGUUCUGUGUAUACUCCAGUUAUCAUCCGUUUAGGAUGUGGCGAAACUCCUGCGAUGCCUCAAGGGAGUUGGGAACCAUUUGGAUUUGGUUUGGUUGGUAUUUACAAGGGUGAUUGGGACCGAAUUGGAGGUCUUAAUGAAAAGCGUUUUGGUACGAAAUGGGGAGGUGAAGACUGGGACUUAAUGGAAAGAGUUGUUAGCGAUAACAUGGAAUAUGAACGAGUUCGACAUCCUAAGAUUUUCCAUUACUAUCACUCAAGACGUGGGACAUGGACUGGUGACAAAGAUAUUUCAAAGAAAAGACCUAAAUAG